Messenger RNA from Paramecium sonneborni, 1112 nucleotides. The record is from the annotation of a GenBank genome assembly. NCBI's taxonomy places the organism in Eukaryota, Ciliophora, Oligohymenophorea, Peniculida, Parameciidae.
AUGCAAUAAUUAGAAAUGCAAUAUUGCUAUUAUAGCAAUUUUAAUUUAUUUGAAAGCACAUCUCAAUUAUUAAAGAAAGAUAAGUUUGUUAAGUCAUUAUUAAAAACCUUAGGAGAGGAAUGGCGUAUAUAUGCAGGAUAAGCAAUUACUAUAUAAUUGGAUGGAUAAAUAAAUUAAAUGGCAUGGCAAUUUUGUUUUGAAAAUUUACUUUUUGCAUGGUUAGAAAAUGAAGACUCAUAAUAUUUAGAAUUUUAUGAUAAAUCAAUAUAACGCAUAAGCCCAUACAAUAUUGGUAUCUAUAAAUAAAAUUUAAAUUAGAUGUUGUUUAUUUUAGGCCUGUAUUUGAUGGCUUCUUUUACUCUGCUUAGUAAUUAUGGCAAAAGAUGAGAUUAAGUAGACCACCUUCAUAAGAAUCCUUCAAAUCUUUAGAUCAAAUAAAUUAAGAGGAAAUAAAACCAAUGUCUAAUAUUUUAAAGCCACUAGUGGUUGUUAGUGAAAGAAUUAUCAAUUAUUUUAGAAAGGAAGAAUAAGUUUAGACAUAAAGAAUUGAAUAACAACAAUAAUAUUAAUAGCCAAGUUGGAAAUAAAUAUCUAAACUUACAGAAGAUUCUUUACCUCUUGAUUUAAUUGAGAAUGCAUACAUAUAUGUGAAUUAAUUCAUUUAAAAAACUUACAAAAACUGUCAAGUAGCCAAAUCAUUUAUUGUAAAUAUAAUUGAACUUAAUCAUGAAGUAUUGAGUAAAUUCUAAAUCUCAAAUUAAUAAAUAAAAAUUAGAAUCAUGUAACCAUCUAGUUUAAUGUAUGAUAAUUUAUUAUCAAUUUGGACAUUAGCAAAUGCUGGAGUUCAACCUUAAUAUUUUGAUUUAAUUGGCAGAACAAAAUCUUUAUUGGGAAAUAAUUGGAAAGAUAAUUAUUAAUAGCCUGUUGAGAUAUUUUUUUAAAUGAUGGCAAAAUUAAAUGGAAAUAUUAUUUUAAAUCCGUAAAUAAAGUCAGAGGACUAAUUAAACCAUUUAUUGAAAAACAUGAGAAUUUAAAUGGCUUAAUUGUGGGAAUAAGAAAUAGUUUAAUAAACAUAAUAAAAAUGAUGAAUAAUAUUAUAUUGUGUAUAAAAU